Molecule: messenger RNA, 7841 nt
Organism: Nycticebus coucang (slow loris)
Lineage: Eukaryota; Metazoa; Chordata; Mammalia; Primates; Lorisidae
Gene: ZNF517
Product: zinc finger protein 517
Exons: 5
Coding region: 4445-5947 (500 amino acids)
Biological process (GO): negative regulation of transcription by RNA polymerase II
Molecular function (GO): DNA-binding transcription repressor activity, RNA polymerase II-specific
Source: RefSeq, a predicted model, not a curated record
GUGUUGCUGCCCCGUUCCGGGGGCGGGCCGGAAUCAGCGGCGCUGUUCGCCCUGCGCCCUGUGGUCGGCUCGGUGCUGUCCAGGGCUGCCGGCCUGGGUGAGUCGGUCCCACCCGUGGGGCGAGGUCUGGGGAGGGGCUGGGUCCUCCGAUCCCUGCCCUACUGAGGCUGUGGCCCGUGCAGAAGCCGCGCAGAGCACGGCGUGAUCCACCGCCUGCGCCGCCGCCUCCACUUCUCCUGCGAUCUGGACCUUGAGAAGUCCUAGUCCCUCUCCGCUGCAAUGGGAGGUGUGCGGAGCGGCCCCCCAAACCCUGCUUCCUGGAGUCGGGGUGGUUGCGCAUAGCCGAGGCUACACCGUAGGGAGGUCUGGCGAGGUGGGGGCUUCCCCUGGGUGGACGCCGCUCGGUCCGAGUUUUCGCCCCCCCCCCCCCGCCCCGGACUCAAGCCGGCAGGCGUCUGAGCGAGCUUUCUCGGGAGUGGCAGGCGCUGGCUGCAGGAUGCCCUGCCUGCCCUGUGCCCCUUGUCCCACGCACGCUUUUUUCCCGGCAGGCACCCUUUUCCUCCCACACUUUACCUUGUGUAGCUUUUCCCACUCGCCGACUUAUGACAUUAAGCUUUGUGUAAAGGACAGCAGUCUUGUAAAUAGUUGCUGAGCGCUUACAGUGUCCAGAGAACUCUUUUAAUGCUGGAAAGACCACAGUGAAUAGGCAAUGUCUCUCAUCUCAUGGAGCAUGUAUUCUAAUAGAGGCAGUAAGCAAAAAAUUUUUUUUUGUUGUUGUUGAGACAGGGUCCCACCCUAUGCCCCUGAGCAGAGUGCAGUGGGCGUGGUAGCUCACCACAACCUCAGACUCGGGCUGCGGGCACCCCGCUGCCUCAGCCUCCGGAAGCCGCUGGGAUUACAGGCGCUCGCCGCGGCGCCCGGCUGGGUUUUUCCAUUUUUUUCACGAGUCGGGGUCUCACUGUCGCUCAGGCGAGUCACGAACUCCUGAGCUCAAGCGAUUCUCCCUCCUCAGCCUCCCACAGUGCUGGGAUUACAGGCGUGAGCCACCGCGCCCGGCAGCAAAAUUUUUUUUAAAAAUUACUUUUUGCAACAGUCUCACUCUGUCCCCCUGGGUAGAGUUCUGUGGUGUCACAGCUUACGGCAACCUCAAACUUCUGGGUUCAAGUGAUCCUGUUGCCUCAGCCUCCCAGGUAGAUGGGGCUACAGGCGCCCACAACUCCUGGCUAGUUUUUUUUUAUUUUUAGUAGAGACAGGGUCUGGUUCUUGCUCAGGAUGGUCUCAAACUCCUGAGCUCAAGAGAUUCUCCUCCCUGAGCACCCAGAGUGCUAGGAUUACAGGUGUGAACACCACGCCUGGCCAAGAAAAUAAUGUGGUGUUUUUGUUUUUUGUUUAGAGAGAGUCCCACUUUGUCGCCCUCUGUAGUGUACUCUGCUGUCAUAGCUCACAGCAACCUCAAACUCUUGGGUUCAAGCGAUCCUCUUUCCUCAGCCUCCAGAGUAGUUGGGACAACAGGGGUUUGCCCUGGUGCCUAGAUAAGGAAAAAAAAAAAAUUUUUUUUUUUUUGCAGUUUUUGCCAGGGCCUGGUUUGAACACGCCACCUCUAGUACAUGGGUCCACCCCCUACUCCUUUGAGCCACAGGCGCCACCCAGAAAAUAAUUUUUUUAUUUUUUGUAGAGACAGAGUCUCACUUUAUCGUUGCUCACAGCAACCUCCAGCUCUUGGGCUUAGGUGAUUCUCUUGCCUCAGCCUCCCAAGUAGCUGGGAAGCGCCUGGCUAUUUUUUUGUUGCUGUUUGGUCUGGGCCGGGUUUGAACCCACCACCCUUGGUAUAUGGGGCCGGUGCCCUACACACUGAGCCACAGGGGCUGACCAGGAAAAUAAUUCUUUAUUGUGAUGAGGGCUUUGUGGAAAAUAAAGCAAAGAGAUAAAAUUGGAGAGGUGAGGGGGUUGGAGUAGGCAUGGUAGUUGAGAAAGGCCUUUCUAAAGAGUUAAUGUUUGAACAGAAAUUGAUGGCUGGGAGAGAGCAGCCUUACCUGUCCCUGAGGAGAAACAGGUGGAGGGAACAAAGGCCUUGGCUGGUUUGGAUGACAGGGAGAAAGCUGACAUUGGGUGCAGUACAGUGAGCAAGGUGCCUGAGGGCACUGAUGAACAGGGUCUUAUUGUAGGUAUGGAAGGAAGGGACUCUGGUCUUCCAGGCUCCAGUUAAAAUGAUAUUUCCCCCAAGAAGGACUCCCUGAUCCUCCAUCUAAAUUAUCACUCUUCUCACCCUGAUAUUCUCUCUUAGCACUAUGAGCAAGAACUUGAUCUGUUUCGUGAUCAUAUUCCUGCUCCGUUCUUUUUAACUGUAGCGCUGUUUAUUCUGAUUGAAGACUUAUUUCCCAAUUCCAAACAUGGAACUAAAAGCAGAUUUUUCUCCCUCUAACCAGGUGGCCCCUCCAAGAGGACAUACACUUUUCAGACAUGAGCAAACAAAAACCAGCCGUGGUAGCUUAUCCCUCUACUAGCCUUGGGUUACAAUUCUCUCCACAGUGGAGGGUAAUACGUGUUGAGGAGCAGGGGAUGCUAAGGCCUUUUGGCAGCCUUGUCCCCUGAUGUAAUCUGGUUGCCUUGUUUGGGUGAGGAGGACAACACAUCUGGCAAUAGCAAUAGCCCAGUUGGGUCCUGCCCACAGAUUGCUCUAGACAGACAGCUGAUCGGAGGCUUACUGGGGGUGGGAUAGCUCUGCUUUUUCCAAGCAUUUGCAGUCUGCUGCCAAAUUGUUAAGUCCAAUCUCUUUUUUUUUUUUUUUAAUUUUUUUUUUAGAGACAGAGUCUCACUUUAUCAUCCAUGGUAGAGUGCUGUGGCAUCACAGCUCACAGCAACCUCCAACUCCUGGCCUUAGGCAAUUCCCUUGCCUCAGGUCCUGAAUAGCUGGGACUACAGGCCCCUGCCACAGCACCCGGCUAUUUUUUUUUGUUGCAGAUUGGCCAGGGCCAGGUUUGAAUCAGCCACCCUUGGUAUAUGGGACCCGCGCCCUACCCACUGAGCCGCAGGUACCGCCCUAAAAGUCCAAUCUUAACCAUAGCCCUUCAUACCCUAAUAUGUCAGAAGGGCUCUGGUGCCAGAUGUCAGCUCACAGCAUUGUAACCAAGCAACCAGCCUGCUUCUAACCAUAGUUUUUGUCAAAAGGGAAUAUCUCUUUACAAAGUGGCAGCUACUUAGGAGGCCCAAGCCCCAUGGAAAAGGAUAACCCCAGAGACCUCCACCCAAACACAAGAGCUCAAGUGUCUGUUGAAGGGAAGAGUGCAAAGAGCAGGGCCUCAUGCCUCAUGCCUACUGUGUUAUAUCUUAUCAGAGCAAAAUUAUAUUUAUUUAUUUGAGACAGAACCUAAGCUGCCUGGGUAGAAUGCCAUGGCAUCACAGCUCAUAGCAACCUCCAACUCCUGGGCUUAAGUGAUUUCUCUUGCCUCAGCCUCCCAAGUAGCUGGGACUACAGGCACCCGCCACAAUGCCUGGCUAUUUUUUUGGUUGUAGUUGUCAUUGUUUGGCAGGCCCGGGCUGGAUUCGAACCCGUCAGCUCUGGUGUAUGUGCCUGGUGCCUUAGCCACUUAAGCUACAGGCGCAGAGCCAUAUUUAUUGUUUUUUAAAUAACUUUUCCAUAGUAGAAGAAAAACAAGAACUACCCAAAAUUCUAUGAGCCAGAAAGAACUAGAGUUAAUAUGCUGGGGUUUUAUGCUACUAGAUUAAUUUUUCUGCUUAUAAUCUGCUUGUUUUGUGUAGUAAUAUACAAGAUAGUCUAGAAUGUUUUCUGGAUCAGGCACAGUGGUUUAUACAUGUAAUCCUAGCCCUCUGGGAGACAUAGGCAGGUGGAUUGUCUGAGCUCAGGAGUUCAAGACAAGCCUAAGCAAGAGGGAGACCUCCUCUCUACAAAAAAUAGAAAAACUAGCCAAGUGUUGUGGCAGGUGCCUAUAGUCCAGCUACUUGGGAGGCUGAGGCACGAGGAUCGCUGAACCCAGGAGUUUGAGGUUGCUAUGAGCUAUUAUGCCACAGCACUCUACACAGGGUGACAGAGUGAGAUGUGGUCUCUAUAAAAAGAAUGUUUUCUGAUGUUCUGCAACAUGGUUUUACUGCUUGCAGUGUCACCAAUGUCAGGGAUCUCUUUGCUCGUUUCACAAAUCCUUAAUGAGCACUCCCCAUGUGCCAGGCCCUGGGGAUAUAGAUUAGAGGCCUUGUCUCAUGAGAGAAAGUGGGUAAGAGGCAAGUAGGUUAACUGGUCUUAUGUCAGAUGACAGAAUGCUAUGGAGAAAUUUAAACCAAGGAGUGAGGAUAAGGAAUUCUGAUGAGAGGGGAGGCAGUAGUUUUAAAUAGUAUCAUGGAAGACCUCGCUGGGAACAUGUCGUUCAGCAAAUUCUGAAAAAGUACUCAUCGUCUCUAGCACUUGUUGCACCCCACCAUAUAACCUGGAAUGGCGAUGGCACUCCCAAUGCUUGGACCUCAGGAGAUCAUCGCAUUUGAGGAUGUGGCUGUGUACUUCACGAGGAUAGAGUGGAGUUGCCUGGCCCCUGAUCAGCGGGCACUCUACAGAGAUGUUAUGCUGGACAACUACGGGAACCUGGCCUCGCUGGGCUUUCUUGUUGCCAAACCAGCACUGAUCUCCCUCUUGGAGCAAGGAGAGGAGCCAGGGGCCUUGAUUCCACAAGUGGCUGAGGAGAGAGGAACCAAGGCCAGCCUUCGGACAGAUUCUGGGAUGGAGUCUGGCAUGGCAGAGACUUCCAUGAGGAGGGCCAUCCCUAAGCAGGCUGGAAUGUCCCGCGUGGCUUGGGGGUGCCUCUCCCAGAGGACCCCCAAGCUACCUGGCCUGGAUGGCAGUCCUGAGGACAGGUCAGAUAAGAGAUGCCUCCCGCCCGGAGCUCAGGCUGGGGAGCUAAGCACCUCACCCACAUCUCUGCAAGAAGAGUGGGGCCGCCGGCCUGCUGGGAGCUCAGCCACCAGUGCGCAGAGGGGCUACAGGUGCGAGUGUGGCAAGGUGUUUAGGUACCACUCGCUGCUGCUACGACACCGCGUGAUUCACACGGGGGCCAAGCCCUUCCAGUGCACUGAGUGUGGCAAGGCUUUCACACAGAGCUCCAUCCUGCUGCGGCACCAGCUGAUCCACACGGAGGAGAAGCCCUUCCAGUGCGGUGAGUGCGGCAAGGCCUUCCGGCAGAGUGCGCAGCUGGCAUCCCACAGCCGGGUGCACGCCCGGGAGCGGCCCUACACCUGCAGCGAGUGCGGCAAGGCCUUCAGCCGAAGUUCCCGGCUCCUGCAGCACCAAAAGUUCCACACAGGGGAGAAGGCCUACGAGUGUGUUGAGUGCGGCAAGGCCUUCUGCCGCCGCUUCACCCUCAAUGAGCACCAGCGAAUCCACAGUGGGGAGCGGCCCUACAGCUGCCGGCGCUGUGGCCAGCGCUUCAUCCGCGGGGCCUCGCUCCUGAAACACCAUAGGCUGCAUGCCGAGGAGAGCCCGCAGGACGGCCGCGGGAUGAGCUCCCUGCCCAUGGCAGCACCGAAAGCCUGCACAGGGGACAAGUCCCAUGAAUGCGCUGUGUGCCAGAGGCCGUUCAGGCACAACUCCCUGCUCCUGCUGCACCAGCGGCUCCAUACCGGUGAGAAGCCAUUCACCUGCUCAGAAUGCGGCAAGGCUUUUAGCCGCAAGUCCAACCUCACGCUGCACCAGAAGACCCACACUAAAGAGAAGCCCUUCACGUGCACGGAGUGCGGCAAGGCUUUCCGCAGGAGCUACACACUGAACGAACACUACCGGCUCCACAGUGGUGAGCGACCGUACAGGUGCCGAGCCUGCGGGAGGGCCUGCAGCCAGCUGUCCACCCUAAUCCAGCACCAGAAGAUCCACGGCCGAGAGCACCGGGAGGGAGGAGAGGGGAGGAAGGGCAGGCGGGUGCCCCGCUGGACCCCUCGUAGGCAGUGACAAACAGGCAGAGACCCCGAGGGGCCCCAACAGAGAAAGCUGUAAACCUGCGUCCUAAGCGUGCAGCAAAGCAAGGGGCCAGGUAUGGCCUAUGCCAAAUGAAGCCUAAACAGCAAGACGAAGAUGGGCAGGACAGGGAGGGUGAGCCUGGAGUGAGUUGCGCCAGCCUCAGCUCCAGCGUGGUGAGGCUGUGCCUGGCUGCCAGGGCAGCAGUUCUCUGAGCCCAGGUGAGUCUGUUGCUGAUACACACCAGGCUCUAACAAACCAAAUGGGGAUUGUGUGCUGUGUUUUUCUUUUUGUACUUGUUUAUUUUCUAAAUCUUGAUUGGUGAUCAGACAAAAAAGAAGGGUUUUGUUGGCUUAGCUAUACACUUAUUAUUAAGAUUGGGCAGGAAGACUAGAGGCUGCUUGAAGGGGCAGGAUGUCACAGGUGGACUGAGGGUGCAGAUGUACGAGUGGCAGAGAUCAGGAUCUCAGGUCUCUGGGUCUGUCUGCCGAAGGAUCUCUUCUGUGAGGAAGCCUCUGAGGUCCUGCUUGUAAGUGAGGAAGUCUUGAUGACCUCUCUUCACCAUGAUUCCCACCCCUGAACCUCAGGAAUAUAGACAGGCUGCUCAGCAUCUUACAAAUGUGUGCCCAAGAAAGGAACCACCAGUCUGGAGCCCAGCUAAGGGCCUGGCCUGUGAAUGUGUACUUUUUUUUUUUUUUUUUUGAGAAAGAGUCUUGCUGUGUCACCCUCUGUAGAGUGCUGUGGUGGCUUCACAGCUCACAACAACCUCAAACUUUUUUUUUAUUUUUUUGCAGUUUUUGUCUGGGGCUGGGUUUGAGCCCGCCACCUCCGGCAUAUGGGGCCGGCGCCCUACUCCUUUGAGCCACAGGCACCACCCCCAGCAACCUCAAACUCUUGGCUUUAAGUGAUUCUCUUGCCUCAGCCUCCCAAGUAGCUGGGACUACAGGUGCCGGCCAUAAUGCACAGCUAUUUUUUUGUUGUUGCAGUUGUUUUAGCAGGCCCAGGCAGGGCUUGAACCCGCCAGCCCCCGGGGUAUGUGGGCACCCUACCCACUGAGCUAUGGGCACCGCCCUGUUAAUCUCAUUUUAAUUUGCAUUUUUUUUGCCUUUUGAUGAGUAAAUUACCUGUAAACUCUUACACCUGUUUUUCUUGGGUUUAUAAGACCUCUGUAUGUUAGGGUUCAAAUCCCUCAAUUUUGAUACAAACCACAAGCUGUUGGGGUUUUUUGUCCGUUUUUGCCCUUUUCAAGGAGUACGUGGAUGGCAAAAUCCUGCAUCUCAGAAUUAAGGAAUUGAUACAAAUAUUUCCUUAAUUCUUUGUUUUUAUUUAUUUAUUUAUUUAUUUUGAGACAGAGUCUCAUUAUGUUGCCCUUGGUAGAGUGCUAUGGUGUCACAGCUCACAGCAGCCUCAAACUCUUGGGCUUCAGUGAUUCUCUUGCCUCAGCCUCCCAAGUAGCUGGGACUAUAGGCACCCGCCACAAUGCCUGGCUAUUUUUUGGUUGUAGUUGUCAUUGUUUGGCAGACCCAGCCUGGAUUCAAACCUGCCAGCUCCGAUGUAUGUGGCUGGCACCCUAGCUGCUUGAGCUACAGGUGCCGAGCCAAGCCCCAGCUAUUUUUUGGUUGCAGUUGUCAUUGUUGUUUAGCAGGCCUAGCCCAGACUUGAACCCACCAGCCUCAGUGUAUAUUGCUGGUACCCUCCUCACUGAGCUACAAGCGCUGAGCCUGUUCUUUGCUUUUAGUUAUGAAGUAUUUGAUAUAAAAAAAUUUCCCCUGUAGCCAAAACUAUCUGUUCUGUUCCCCAUUCCAAGACUUUGUUAAACUUUCCUUGUACUUUGGUAGUUACUGAAGUAAUAUUUAUAGUAAAAACAAUAAAACCUUGUUGCUGUCCA